AUGAACAAAAAACCUAGUUCGAUUUCUGUCCCUAACUCUUCCUUUUCUCUUUCUCCUCGACGACGAGCUCUGCUUCUCAAUGAAGAGAAUGCGGAUGAAGAAUCAGAAGAAGAUGAAGAAGAGGUCGCAAGGACUCCUAUUCGCAAAAGCUCAGCGAGGAAACUUGGAGAUGAAUUCGAAAAGUCUGCUUUUGCUGAUACUGUUGUAGUUAGUUCAGUAUCUGCGAGGAAAGGGAAUUCUAAAAUGAAGUCUAAGGGGCCCAGCAACGAUUUCCCUGUUUCUGUAGAAACUAGCAAGACAAGUCCUCCGAAGAAGAAUAAGAAGAGGAGCAAUGAACCGAUUACCAAUUCAGUAUCCCAAUCCUCUCCUCUCACUCGACGACGACGAGCUCUGCUUCACAAUGACGAUGAAGAAGUAGAAGAAGAACCAAAGAGCAGCCCGGGAAGGCUACAAAAGAACAAGAGAUCCAUUGCCACUAAAAAGACUAGUAGUUCCUCUCCAUUGAGUGCUGUUUCAGAUGGAGUAGCGUUUCGGACCCGUGGUCGGAAAUUGGAGGAAGAUAAUGCUCCUAUUGGAUCGCGCAAGCCCAUCAGGCGCCGGAAGUGA
Molecule: messenger RNA, 606 nt
Organism: Telopea speciosissima
Lineage: Eukaryota; Viridiplantae; Streptophyta; Magnoliopsida; Proteales; Proteaceae
Exons: 1
Coding region: 1-606 (201 amino acids)
Source: RefSeq, a predicted model, not a curated record